AGAGGGCAGGGAAGCAGCCGUUUAGCUACGUGACGCACACAACAAUAGUUCACCAAAUUUCGAAAUUAAGCGUAAUUAUAGUCUAAUAUUAAUAGUUUUGCGAGUGUAAAUUGCGCAUUACUGUAGUUUCUAUUUGCUAAUAACGCCGAAGUAACGCUAAAGCGUACGUAACGAUUAUAACGUUAGCGGAGAUAGUUUACUUUUUUCGACAACAUGAGAGGGGGUUCUUCCUACGGAGACAGAGACAGAGACCGUGGACGAGACAGGCCACGGUUUGGGCCCAUGAGCAGCCGGAGUGGACCUCCACCUAUGAAGUUUGGGAAUCCAGGUGAGCGUCUCCGUAAAAAGAGGUGGAACCUGGACGAGCUGCCAAAAUUUGAGAAGAACUUCUAUGGUGAACAUCCAGAAGUCCAGCGCAUGAGUCAGUAUGAUCAGGAAGAAUUUCGCAGAAAGAAGGAGAUAACCGUCAGAGGCUCCGGCUGUCCAAAGGCGGUCACUGCCUUUCACCAUGCACAGUUUCCUCAGUAUGUGAUGGAUGUGCUGUUGCAGCAGAACUUCAAGGAGCCAACAGCAAUCCAGGCUCAGGGCUUUCCUGUGGCCCUGAGCGGCAGGGACAUGGUGGGGAUUGCCCAGACUGGCUCCGGAAAGACACUGGCGUAUCUUCUUCCUGCUAUUGUACACAUCAACCACCAGCCCUAUCUGGAGAGGGGAGAUGGCCCAAUUUGUCUGGUACUCGCUCCGACCAGAGAGCUGGCUCAGCAGGUUCAACAGGUUGCAUAUGACUACGGCAAGUCUUCCCGGAUCAAAAGCACCUGUGUCUACGGUGGAGCACCCAAAGGACCACAGAUUCGAGAUCUCGAGAGGGGUGUUGAGAUCUGUAUCGCCACCCCUGGUCGCCUUAUUGACUUCCUGGAGAGUGGGAAAACUAACCUGCGGCGCUGCACCUACCUCGUGCUGGAUGAGGCUGAUCGCAUGCUGGACAUGGGCUUUGAGCCACAGAUUCGCAAGAUAGUGGAACAAAUCAGGCCAGACAGACAGACUCUGAUGUGGAGUGCAACCUGGCCAAAGGAGGUUCGGCAGCUUGCCGAGGACUUCCUGAGGGACCACAUUCAGAUUAAUAUUGGUGCUCUGGAGCUCAGUGCCAACCACAACAUCCUGCAGAUUGUCGAUGUCUGCAUGGAGACUGAAAAGGACCAGAAACUUUUUCAGCUGAUGGAGGAGAUAAUGGCUGAAAAAGAGAACAAAACAAUCAUCUUUGUGGAGACGAAGAAGCGUUGUGAUGAUCUUACCAAGAGGAUGAGGCGGGACGGGUGGCCAGCCAUGUGUAUCCAUGGAGACAAGAGCCAGCCAGAAAGAGACUGGGUACUCGGAGAAUUUCGGAGUGGCAAAGCUCCGAUACUGAUUGCUACAGAUGUGGCCUCUCGUGGUCUGGAUGUGGAAGAUGUCAAGUUCGUCAUCAACUAUGACUAUCCCAGCUGCUCUGAGGAUUACGUGCACCGUAUUGGACGCACGGCCCGCAGUACCAACAAGGGCACUGCCUACACAUUCUUCACCCCAGGGAAUUUGCGCCAGGCGCGAGACCUUGUCCGGGUGCUAGCGGAGGCCCGGCAGGCCAUCAACCCUAAACUGCUUCAGCUGGUGGAAUCUGGGCGUGGUGGUGGAGGAGGCGGUGGCAGAAUGCGUUACCGUGGCAGCAGCUCCAACAACCCUAACCUCAUGUACCAGGGAGAGUGUGAUCGCCGCAUGCACGGUGGUGGCGGCAGCAAGGACAGCCGCGGUGGCUUCGGCCGUGAUAGCCGCAACAGCCGUGAUGGAGACCGCUCCACUUCCUCCGCCUCUUCCUCCUACAGGGACAGAAGCCGGGAUCACAGGAACAGCUACAACUCAGGCUCAGAUCAGUACCAGAGUUACAACAGCGGCGGAGGCUACAACACGCGCAGCGGAGGCCAGUCUGGGGGAGGUCAGGAUCAGUCUAACCAGCAGCAGGGUCAGUUUGGCCAGCCUCCUGCUCCUCCUCCUCCUUCUCAAUCAUCAGGGGGGCUGCAGCCUCUGAUGGCUCAGCAGUUUGUACCACCACAGCCAGGGCUUAUGGGCUUCAUGGGUCAACCGCCUUUCCCUUUUGCUUCUCCACCCCCUCCUCCCCCAGGCCCUCCACCUCCCCGGAAGUAGAAUCAUGAGCAAGAGGCACUGAGUUAAUUUGCGCAGCUUAGUGUUUUCACAGUUUAACUUUAUAUUUACUCUCCAACUCUUGUUAUCACCAAGAGGCGGGGAUUUGAAAAGGCAUAUAUCUAAGGAGGUAAGGGCUUAUAUUUUUCUAUUUGUUUUGUACUUUUAAAUAUGUAUAGACCUGGAACUUUCCCCCUUCAUUUUGUCAACCUAGAUCGUCACUCUCCACAGCCUCAUACAGGUGCUCUCAACCACGUACCAGGGAGGAACAAGUGUCUUGUGUUUUCAUUUCAAUCAAACACUACAGCAGUGGAUUUCACUAGUUUGUUGUCCCUCUAGUCUAAAGAUAGAGAUAAAGAUAAAGAUUUUGCUAUAAUUGGGACAUCCUUGGGCGCAGUGCAGAGGUGAGGUCGGGACUUUACAAAAAGGAGUCUUUCUGAUACCGAUAUCCAUAUCGGAAAUGCCUCUGAUACUGCCUAUAAUGUUGAAUCAGUUUGCCGUGUUGUCCUUGUUUUACUAAAGGUUUAACCUGUGCCACCCAACACAACAAUGAUACCAAUAAUUUCACAUCCAUACAAGGAUAGUAGUAUACAUCAGUUUUCUUUUUUAUUUUCCUUUAAAUGCAGUGGUAUCUCACUGGUACUUAGUAUCAGCCAACAUGCAAGUAGGCUUGGGAGGUAUCUGUGUUUUAAUACCUCUGAUAGGUAUCUGUGUCAGGAGGAAAAAAGUAACGUUGGAACAUCUUUGAUAAAAAAGAUGGUGACAAGGUGCCAGAAGCGCAGAAAAAAAACUGCAAAUGUAGCAAAGCCGGGGUUGUUGUUUACCUUCAAGGGACGAUAAUGUUUAGAAACAUUAGUUGACAGUUCCUGCAUAGCGUACCUUUAAAUUGUGUUGACAAUUGAAUGAAAGCUAUCUUACACUGAGGCCUCAGUGGUACAUGGGUGAAAGAGCUGAUCUAUGGGAAAAAUGAUCCCUAAUAUAUGCAGUCACAUUCCAGAGCCUCGUCCUGUUCCAGCUUUUAUUAAUAUUCAAAAUCUCCGACUUAUUUUGUUUGAGGUUUUGACCACCAACAUAUGGUAAUUAUUCAAUUAAUUUUGGGCUUGUGUUAUUCCAAACAUUGAAGUAAUGCAUCCCGGUGGUGAAUCUUCUUCCGUAGUGUUGAUACCAUGCAACCACUAUUUUAGUUUCUUUUUUUUUGUGUGUGUAAUGAACUGUUGCGUUAGGUUUAAAAACAUUUACUCUUUACUUCUAUCAUGUCCUGUAGCAAGUCAAAACUUUUGUUUCUAUUAACUUUUAACUGUUUAACUCAUAUUGUUAAUGCAGGUUUAUCUUCAUGUGGAUUGUUGACUUUAUUGUGGUUUGUUUGCUCUUUUAUUCAUUGUUCUUUUUUUCUUAAUAAAUAAAUCUAAGCAUUUUUUUUCUACUUUGUAAAUUCUUGAUAAAUAUUUAUACAUCAGGUGAAUUCCCCAUACAAAUGACUUUAUUCACCUUACAUUUGUUGUACAUUCUCAGUUUGUACCCAGAAGUAUGUACACGUGUGUUGCUUUUAUUGGUAAAUAUACAUCAUGGCAUGAAGCUUUUAUUUACAUCAAGAGCACAGAUGGAAAAGACUGUUCACCUCCUUCACAAAUACACACAUGUAGAGUAGAGGCCUUGUCACAACACUUUGUUUUGCUGCACUUUUUAACGUGUAUCAAUCUUUAAAAUCUGGAUUCAGUUUAGUUGAUUGACUCACUUUGGGUCUUAAGUUAAAUUUUUUGGGUUGUUUUUCUUUUGCCAGUCCGAAUUAAUGUGGGAGGUCCAGUCUGAUUCAUCUGAAAGCUGGAUGAGUGCUUUGCAUGCACAGUGCUCAAUCAUGUUCUUGCAGUGUACUGCGGAUUGAAGCAUAACAGGUAUCUCAGUAAACGACUGAGGUUACCACAGACGGGGGUUUGUAGCUGCAGCAAGUUUUGUAGAUAGGGGAGCGCAGCAAUAACUUACUACUUUGUAACAUACUUUAAAUCCAUCUCACCAGGACAUGAAAUAGCAUGGCUGGCCGCAAGAAAUAAGUCACCUGUCUCAUGUUUUGUGGGAAUGGUGCGAUAGCUGGUUCUGUAAUUCAGGUUCCCUCAGAGCAGACAUGCUGGGGUAGGCAGUUUCAUUUUGGCGUCAUUGGGGAAAAAUUCCAUAAUAUACAUUGAGCAUAUUGUAAUUGAAGUGAACUGAGAGAACAAUAGGUCACCUGGCUCUGUUUUCAGGCUUCAGUAAAUCUAGCGUCUGACAGGAGGCCUCAGCCAAUCACAGGUCAUUUCCGAGAGAAGGCGUUGCUGUUGGCUGUUCUACAAUUACAGAUACACAUGCCCAUCUCUGGUGAGAAGUUGCUAUUCCAGUGUUGACAGCAACUGCCUACACUGCAAGGCAACCCAAAUAUGGACUUAUCAAAAAGAGAGUUUGACGAACAAAAUAAAAUAAGUCAAUAUCGCCAAAGUGUUUCAGAGAUGGAGAGAAAGUGUUGGUAAUGAUUUAGCUUUCUACUAACUGGAGGGAAAGGCUCACAGCUGUGGCUACAGACCACCUCAGUGGGAGGCGAGUUGGCAGCAGCUCCUGGGACGGACCCCCAGUCAGUGGUUGCAGCAACCUGAAUUGAGCCAGCAAAAACUCCAGCUCAGGGGACCAGGAAGCCCUGACUCCCCACCAUAUCAGCAAACUUUCUGUUGCUGCUGUUACGCAGGUUAGACCUGCAGGAGGAAGGUGUGUUUUCAAAUUGUACCUUUUUUUUUUUUGGUGCCCUUUUCCAGCAUUCUGCCUACCCCAGCUUUAAUAUCUUAAGGUCAAGACCUCUGUCAAGAAUAAGGUAUGAUAUCCAUCAUUAUCUUCCCCACAGACUGGACCAAUGAUUAAUGCUUAUCCAGUCAAAUAAUGUGGCACUGUACAUCCCAAAUAGGAGGAUACUGUGGAGAAGAUGGAGGCUGCAAUAAACUUGUAGUUCUUGUGGCAAAUUUGCUAAUGUAUAGAGAAGAUAAGUCUAAAUCUGACAAUGUGGUCGGACUGGUUACAGCCCGCUCAAUGCAUAGUUUACAGUAAAUCGUGCUGGGAGUACAAAUGUCAAUUAUUUACAAUCUGGUUAAGCCAUGACGGACUGAAAGAUGGUUACUGAGGCUACCGCUUUGUCUCAUUAUUGCUUUCUUCCUUCCAGUCCUGUACAAGUUUGUGAUGUAUCUGCAUCUGUCAAUAAAUAUAAGUAAAUCUCUAUGGAAGUGAAACAGCUGAUUCAAAGUCAUCCAAAACAACCUGUCAGACUGAUUGAUGGCACUGUGUUGAUCUAACAAAGGAAUUGUAACACUGCUUUCAGGUAAGUAUAUAACUGAGUCAAUAUUACUCAGUGGGAACUUCUUAAUGGGAACUCUGGUAUUUUUCAACCUGGGCCCUAUUUUUCAGAUUUUUAAUAUGAGUGUCUUACAACAUUACAGAAAAGGACGGACAGAGAAACCUUUCGCUCAUUCUGUUAUGCUCUGUGUCCAAGGCUCGUGGUGGCAGUCUCAUUCUUCACGAGGGAGAAAACAGUGGAAACUUUAGUGAGGGUUGGAGAGAAAAGUGCCAGUAAUAGUUUGUUGAAUUGGAGUGCAGAAAGUCUAUGUUAGUGUUAUCUAAAAGAUAAAUGUCAGGGCUGAAUAUUUAGCUGAUUUUCAGAGCGAGACAUCUUGUUAGUGAGACUAGGACACAAAACAGAGCAGAACAAGCAAAAGGUAUGGAAAUACAUGUCAUUUCCCUAUAGCGUCUUUUCUGUGAUGCUGUCAGACACUAUCUGAGCCUGUCAGUGGUGAAACCACCUGUCCAGAGAGGUUACAUUGUAGUCUGUUUUGCCGCUGUCAGCUGCAGUACUCUCUCUCAGUACUGGACCAAUUUCAAAAAUUAUUGUUCCCAUGAAUCACCCAGUCACAAAACCGUGGGAAAACAGGGUCCAGGUUGAAAAAUACCAGAGUUCCCCUUAAACCCUCUGCAUAUUAUAAACUGAAUCUCCAGCUCUAUCACUACUGUAGUUAGACACAUUUGGAGUUUCACGUGCACUUCAGAGUCUUAUAUCUCAGGUGGAACCAGUCUGCCUCCAAUCUCUUUUUAUUUUAGUCUUCAUGACCCUAAGUGCUCCAAUCAACUCAGCGGCCGUGGAUAUUGGGAUGAUUCUGUAACAUCAUUGAUGUGUCAUUUCUUUCACAAAGUCAUCAUUUCCGAUAAGGACAUGAACAUAUGAAAACAGAAACAAGGAUCAAACUAGUCAUUUGUAUACAUAUAUGUACAAAGCAAAUGAAAAUCAAACGUUUCAUCUCAGGCACAUGUGGUAGAAUCAGACCGGAUGUCAAGCAAUGUCAACUCAGGACUUGACAUGUCCCUCUUUGGGUCGAUUAACAAUAAGAAAGGCAGCAAAUGAGAAAGGACAAUGUGUUGUAAUAUGGAAUGGUCGCAUGUGCAAAAUUAAAAGUGCAUGAAAAUUGGUGUUGUGUAAAAUAACUCAAAAUCCUGAGUGAAACAUGACGUCAAAACAAAAGG
Epinephelus lanceolatus (giant grouper) is the source of this 6690-nucleotide messenger RNA. RefSeq names its product putative ATP-dependent RNA helicase DDX17. NCBI's taxonomy places the organism in Eukaryota, Metazoa, Chordata, Actinopteri, Perciformes, Serranidae. The record is from RefSeq and is a predicted model, not a curated record. Gene Ontology annotation, molecular function: ATP binding; nucleic acid binding; RNA helicase activity.